AUGUCCAGGAACAACAUCAAACAAGUGUGGGCUCUUCUCCUGGUGUUGGUGUGUGUGGAGCUGUGUGGCAGUGGCAGGGCGAGCGCGGCGCCUAUCUGUGUCCACGGCCAGGCGGGGUGCCACUUCCUCUCCCUGGCAGACCUCUUUGACCGGGUCAUCCAGCACAGUGCCAGGAUGCACAGCAUCUCCAGUGACCUGCACUCUGAAUUCGAGCAAUAUGUUCUGCCAAGCAGAAAUCAUAUUGGCAGGAUAAACCGUCACUGCCAUACAGCCACCAUACUAACCCCUAAUGGCAAAGAGAACGCGCAGAGACUGGCUAGAGAGGAGUUAACCGAGGUGAUUCUGAAGCUGUUGGUAGCAUGGAAGGAUCCUCUGUGGCAGUUCCACCAGAACAUGGUUCACCAGGAUGACUUCAACAACUUCAGCUCCAACAAAGCACUGGAGAUGAGCUACAUGGUGCACGAGCUCCGCAAGGGAGUCGAGAAGGUGGCUGAUAGGAUGCAGAACCUGGGGAUGAUCAGUAACUCCCUGAGUGGCCUGUCCUCCCCUGAGGCCUUGGACCCCUCGUCAGACACCAGCGGAGAGUCCCAGGCCAUGAGCGACCACGACCUCCUCUACUGCUUUAGACGGGACUCCAACAAGGUCCAGAACUACCUGAAGAUCCUCAAGUGCAGGAUCGUACCUGAGAACGGAUGCUGA
Molecule: messenger RNA, 699 nt
Organism: Salvelinus namaycush (lake trout)
Lineage: Eukaryota; Metazoa; Chordata; Actinopteri; Salmoniformes; Salmonidae
Gene: prl2
Product: prolactin 2
Exons: 5
Coding region: 1-699 (232 amino acids)
Biological process (GO): positive regulation of receptor signaling pathway via JAK-STAT; response to nutrient levels
Cellular component (GO): extracellular region
Molecular function (GO): hormone activity
Source: RefSeq, a predicted model, not a curated record